Molecule: messenger RNA, 2436 nt
Organism: Schistosoma curassoni
Lineage: Eukaryota; Metazoa; Platyhelminthes; Trematoda; Strigeidida; Schistosomatidae
Source: the annotation of a GenBank genome assembly
AACCAAUCACGAGUUGGGACGGAUAUUUCUCCUUGAUUUCAGGGAGGGCAAUUUGGAACCACAGGUUGUGUUUCUUGAAGCCGACAGAUCUGUUCGCGUCUACACAGGUGAUAGACUGAUGGAAGAAUUUCAGGGUGCAAUAAAUAGCUUCCAAAAGGACUGGUUACAGUUGCAAGAAAAGCACUCAUCACUAGUUAUGUCACUGUACAAACUCAAGGAGGAAGAGACAAGUUGCGUCCGUAGUGUUAAACAUUGUAGAAACUAUAUGAAACUUUUGAAGCAUGAAAUUGCAAGUCUUCAAAAGAAUGCUACGGGUGAUGAGAUUACCAUACUUGAAAAAGCCAAAAUCGAUAUUCUUAAGAAAGAGUAUGUUUUACGGGAUAUUGAAGAUGUUUUACCUCGCACACCAGGUUUGUAUUUGCGUGUCGUACUUGGAGCUCUUAAUAUAUCGUUUGCUAACAAGGAGGACAAAUUCAGAUACAAGAAUGAUUACGAACGGUUUAAAAUCAUUAUUUCGGGAAUAUGUGCAUUUUUGGCGUUUCUGCUAUACUUUUACGUUCAGAAUAGAAUUGUGGAUACUAUUUUUCAUUUUCUAUUGGUAUGGUACUAUUGCACACUAACUAUUCGCGAACGCAUUCUUAUUGCCAAUGGGUCACGCAUUAAAGGGUGGUGGAAUAUAUCUCAUUUUAUGUCAACAGCCUAUUCUGGUAUUAUGCUUAUCUGGCCUAGAUCUCGUUCGUAUGAUGAAUUUCGUGAUCAGUUCAUGCUUUUUUGCUUAUACCUGAAUCUUGUUCAUUUUAUACAAUUUCAAUAUCAAAUAAGUUGCCUGUAUAAACUUCGUACUUUGGGUUGUCGACAUCCAAUGGAUAUAACUGUUGAUGGUUUCAUGUCAUGGAUGUUUCGUCGAAUUACGUUCGUCCUACCUUUCCUAUUUGUAGUAUACGGUUUUGAACUAUACAUGGCUUAUAAUCUUUACGUCAUAUCCCAACAGAGCUAUUGUCACGAAUGGCAGGUCAGAUAUUAUUUAAAUGUUUGCAAAAUUACUUAAUAUAAAACUGAUAUCUUAUAAAUACAUACAGGCCAAGUGGCAAAUGUGAUUACAUUUUAUCAGCAUUUAGUUACCGAAUCCAUUUUAUUGGGGGUUAAAAGGAACGAAAUAAAACUAAGUAACACUAAGUUAAUAUUAAUAUUUGUUAAAGUUCCAUGCUUGUUAUUAAUUAAACGUAUUUAUGCUUCUUAAGAUCCACGAAUAACAGAAAGCAGCUUCAAUCAAUCACAGAUUGUGGUUUAACUAGAUUCGCACUAUACAUUCAAUUGUACCUGCUGUAUCAAUCAUUUAUUUCAUACUAGCAAUGGGCAGUAUUGUGACAGUUUUACAAGUGAUACGUCAAAAGAUUUGUGCACCACCACCUAUUGUACUUCAUGAUCAUUUAACGAAAAAGUAUAGUUUUGCUGUACCAAAUGAAAAAUUUAAGGCUUAUGACGAAUUCGGUGAUAAUGAUGAUACAACAACAGAAAAGGUCAUCACAUAAUUAUCUUGUAUACAUACUUGCUGAAUUGAAUUUUUGUGUAUCAUUUAUUAUGAAAAUGUUUCCCUUCUGUUUUGUAAAGAAAAUAAAAUAGAAUCAUUUAUACCUGAUCUCUUUUCCAAUAAAAAAGGUGUCUGUGUUGAUUCCUAUAAUUCCUGUGUGUUUUUAAUAUAUACUAUUGAAAAUAUAUGAUUUACACAUUUCUGUCAACUCAAUUUCUUCUGUUUGCAUACUUUUUUAACUCUGCAACAUUCUCUCCGACGUUAAAAAGCGAAUUAAAGUUACAUUUUUACUAUACCUUUGAAGUUUCGUGUUUUACAGUUGACGUAUACAGAUAUUUUUCUAUUAUGUAUGUAGUGCUGUGUAUAUGACGAUCAUCCUUUCUUUUGCUUCGCAAGCUAAUUUUAUAGUUGGCUAUCAUCAUUGAAGAACAAAUUUCCUUAUCUAUACUCACUAACCAUUUUUAUAUUUGAUCCAGAUAAACAAGACAUUGGACAUUUUAUUACCUUCACUACUUGUUUGUUCAGGUAAAUUAUAAUAUUUUAUUCUCGAAGAUAUCAUACUUCUAUGAAUUUGGUGAUCAUCUUUUUGUGCUAAUGGAGUGAGGCAACUUGGACCGAUGCAUAUAUGUGCCUGGUCCUACGUUGUAGCUGACUGACUCAUACUUAAUGUAUUAUUUAUAUUACAUACGCUUGGAUACUAUGUAUUUUCCUCGUUCUCCUAAUUUAUUGUAUACAUUAUUAUUGUACAUGUUGUUUAGCUUGUAUAUUUCCAAUUAGUGUUUUUUUAAUUCACAUAUUUUGAUAGUAUGAAAAGCGUAGUUUCAAAAUUUUAAAAUGCCAAAGUAUAUUCAUUUCAUUAGUUUAAUGUUGUCUUGAUGAAAAAAGAAUAUAUUCUAUGACGUAAA